UUGAGUCACUCGAGUAGCUUUUUCUCUCUAGAGUAGCUUCACACCUCUGUGAAGAGCUAACUUCUCUCUUUCUUUCUGUAGAAGUAGAAGUAGGCCUCUCUUACUCUGGAUUUCUUUACCCUUCUUAUUUGGAGAUUCUAUUCCAACUAUAAAUACUGGAGAUACCUAGAUUCAGUCUUCAUUUUGUCAGCAGUCUCAGCCUGCAGUUGUUUCUCUAUUUAUGAUCAUCCAGUGUGAGCAAGAGCAGUUGAAUAUAUAGAUAUAUAGAGAUGUUGGAGAGAGCGAAGAUGGCGGAGGCAUUCCCAUUUACAGUGAUGGUGAUUAUGGAGGGGUGCACUAUAGGGUUGACCAUUUUGGCGAAAUCUGCCAUUACUGCAGGGAUGAACCCUUUUGUUUUUGUGGUCUACACAAAUGCUCUCGGCUCUAUCAGUCUUCUUCCUUAUUCUUUUUUAUUUCAUAGGGAGAGAAUAGAACAAUCAAUCUUCAGCUUUCCUCUUCUGUUGCGGAUCUUCUUCUUGGGUUUAACAGGGAUAGCAAUUGCUCAGAACCUUGCAUUCCUGGGACUAUCGUAUAGUUCGCCAAUUGUUGUGUGUGAAAUGGGCCUCAUGAUCCCUACUAUUUCCUUUCUGCUUCAAUUCAUUAUGAGGAAAACAAAACUAGAUUUGGGAAGCACAAAUAUUCGAGUAAAAGUGAUUGGCAGCUUGAUAUCCAUCAUGGGGGCAAUAGUGGUGGAAAUAUACAAAGGACCAUACAUUAGAAAAGCUUCUUCCCAACAACUUCAAACACGAAAACCAUCCCUCUUUGUUUUCUACUCAACACCAGACCGUUGGCUUAUUGGUGGCAUCUUGCUUUUAGCUUCUUCUUUAUCUAUUUGUAUAUGGAAUAUUAUUCAGCUUGGAACCAUCAGACAGUAUCCCCAAGUGAUGAAAGUAGUCUCCUUUUAUAGCUUAGCUGGAACUAUCCAAUGCGCAAUAUUCUCCCUGAUUGUGGAAAGAGACCUUGAUGCCUGGAAAUUAAAGCUAAACCUUGAUCUCCUUCUCAUUAUUGCAACAGCAAUCUUUACGAGUAUAAUCCGUAGCAGUGUCCACAUCUCGUGUACACAGAUGAAGGGCCCUUUGUAUGUGCCCAUGUUCAAACCCUUUGGUAUUGUGUUUGCAACUGCUUUCGGUGUUGGUUUCUUUACAAAUUCUCUUCGCUAUGGAAGUGUGAUAGGAGCAGUUAUAACCGGAAUGGGGUAUUAUACUAUAAUGUGGGAACAUGUUAGAGAAGGUGAUGAAUUACAUAAACGCCAUAAUAUCGAUAGACUUGAUUCUUCAGACGAAAAAGUUCCUCUCUUGGAAGAAGAAUCAGAAGUAUAAGAUCUCUAUGCCAAUUUCUUAAUGGCUGGAGCCUCGAGGUAGUUCAUCAAGCUUUGUGAAGAUACCGACAAAACAAAUAUGUAUUCUGUUUGAUAAAAACAGAGAGGAAACUGGUGUGCGCUGUAGAUAUUUGUAAAUUGGGAAAACUGGGCUUGUUGCAGAUUUUUGUAUGUACAUGUUUAUAAGGCUGUGAUGGGUGAGACCGUGAGAGAAAUGAAUGAGAAGGACUUUGUAAUUAUUUUUCUUUCUGCAAGGUCCUUCCAUUUAUAGAGUUUCUCUGUGUUUUUACGUUUCUGUUCAAUUUUUUUGUUUUCUUUUAUCUGCUAAUUGCUAUUAUCAAUUGU
Pistacia vera is the source of this 1702-nucleotide messenger RNA. RefSeq names its product WAT1-related protein At1g70260-like. NCBI's taxonomy places the organism in Eukaryota, Viridiplantae, Streptophyta, Magnoliopsida, Sapindales, Anacardiaceae. The coding region runs from base 270 to 1358 and encodes 362 amino acids. Gene Ontology annotation, cellular component: plasma membrane. The record is from RefSeq and is a predicted model, not a curated record. Gene Ontology annotation, molecular function: transmembrane transporter activity. The transcript has 8 exons.